Molecule: messenger RNA, 761 nt
Organism: Hyalella azteca
Lineage: Eukaryota; Metazoa; Arthropoda; Malacostraca; Amphipoda; Hyalellidae
Exons: 5
Source: RefSeq, a predicted model, not a curated record
CUGCAAGAUGAUCUCUCUUGAACUGCUCGCAGCUUGCGCGGUGCUGUGGACAAGCUUGGCUCUGACCUCAAGCUCUGCCGUUCUUCCGGCCAUGGAAAGUUUCCAGGAAAAGCAAGCGGAAACGAAAUCAAAAUGGACCCGGGACAUCGUGACUGUCCUGCCAGAUCCGUGCACGACCAACUCAGGGACCGCCGGCAUUUGCUACAAGCAGCGCGACUGCGACGACUUGAAAGGAACCGGCGACGGCGACUGUGCACUUGGGGUCGGAGUUUGUUGCACGUUUACUUACCAAGGUUGCUAUCAAAACGCUGAAAACGGCGCUGCAGUCUUCCAGAAUCCAAGCUACCCUGCCUCUGAGCCUGGAGUUUACUCAAGCUGCCCGCUUAAUGUGAAGCCUGCCAAUAAAAACGUUUGUCAGAUCCGCCUGGAUUUCGGAGCCUUCACCUUAGCUGGCCCCGAUAACGAGGGAGUUUGUACCCAGGAUUCAUUUACUGUCACCGGCGCAUCGUCAACAAUCCCCACAAUCUGUGGCGAGAAUUCGGGACAACAUCUAUAUCUUGACGUGACGCCCGGUUUUGUUAAUGUUCUGCUGGACGUAAAAACAUCAACGCCGAACACCAGAUGGCAAAUUUCUGUAACCCAGAUCGACUGUACUUCUUCUUCUUCUAUUCAGGCUCCGAGUGGUUGUCUGCAGUACUACACCGGGAGCACCGGAACCAUCAAAAGCUUCAACUACGUGACGCCGACCGCUAAACCAACAG